Molecule: messenger RNA, 381 nt
Organism: Pochonia chlamydosporia 170
Lineage: Eukaryota; Fungi; Ascomycota; Sordariomycetes; Hypocreales; Clavicipitaceae
Exons: 1
Coding region: 1-381 (126 amino acids)
Source: RefSeq, a predicted model, not a curated record
AUGGCUCCCUCGGCGCGGGCCACCAUCGAGUCAUUUUGUUCGGCCCUUCUGCAGCUAACGUUAACUCUCACUCAUGGAGAACAUGACGGACUGCCGCAACAAGACUUCGCGUUGCAUCGUGUCGAGAAGAUGGGCUUAGCGUCUGCCGUGAUUUUGGGCCACGAAAAAAAGGCUCUGACGUCUCUGUAUGGCAACAAAAGUGUUCAAAGGCGGGGAUCAAGAUCUUGGGUUGGUUUUCCCGAUCCAUUGCUUUGGGAGAGUGAAACGCAACAUCUGUUGAAAGGUGCAUCCUGGUGGCCUCAGCUGAACAUCGCACGAAUUGCGGCAGGGUGCGUUGGGAUGCGGACGCCGGAAGGUCGGUACAGCAUAUGCCUCAAAUGA